UACAUAAGUUGAAGUCUUUUGUAAACUAUAUAAUUCGAAAAUAGUAAAUAUAAAUGUAUUGUGUUCACAAGCGUGAAAUAUAUAUCCCAAAUACCACGGCUCAAUGUAUUUACAGCUGCAGGUCUCUUUAAGGUCACAGGCGCUACGCUCAACACUACAACCGCACACAGUGUUGCAUUUUGCCAUUAUUUGCUUUGUACCAAAAUAAAUUGAGAGAAAUGUUUGGCAUGCUGUUGAUUGCUAUACACCUUUUGGGUCAUAAACAGAUGUGGAGGGGUUGGGGAGUGAAGAAAAUUUAAAUUUGCCAUCAACAAGUUAUUGUUGCUUUGUGUUGUUGGCUUUGUUUUUAUGUUUGCAUGGCCGUUUUUACUGCCCAUAAUGUGAGUUACAAUGAAAAUGUGCGCUUUAGUAGCAGCAAUCAGCUGUGUAAGGCAAUCAGCCGAUGAGUCAGUUUGUACGGCCAGUUGGGCUGUAGCGCUUCGACAAUUUGGAAUCUGCAGCUCUUCCAUCAGCAAGGCUACCAACUGCAGGCGCCAUCAGCAGCAGCGGCAGUGGCGACGUGGCGAAUGGUCCAAAACAACAAAAUACCAUUACUACGCAAUCGACUUCCAUGCAUGCACCAGCAACCCCAACAGCUGUUCGACAUUGGUUAUAAAAUAGCGCUGUACAUUUGUAGUCCAACGGAUGCGGAUGUUGUUUCUAGUUGGAGCAGCUACUGUGCGCGUAUAUAUCAUUGAGACAAGGAAGUAAUAAAACUAUUUCAUAACUGAAAGUGCAAAGAACUGUGAUUAAUAAACAAAUAACCCAUACAAAGCUGUGAGUGACAAGAUGGUCUUAUGCAAGGAAUACCGUAUUUGCAUGCCACUCACAGUGGAAGAGUAUCGCAUUGGACAGCUGUAUAUGAUAGCCCGUCAUAGCUUGGAACAAUCUGGUGAAGGUGAAGGCGUUGAAGUAGUGGAGACUUAUGAAUGUGAGGAUCCCGUGCAUGGCAAAGGACAGUACACAGAAAAACGCAUACAUUUAUCAAGUCGUUUACCAUAUUGGAUACAAGCCGUCUGCCCGCGUGUAUUUUAUGUGACAGAAAAGUCUUGGAACUACUAUCCUUUCACAAUAACAGAAUAUACCUGCUCAUUCGUGCCAAAAUUAAGCAUCACAAUCAAAACCAAAUACGAGAAUAACAAUGGCUGCUCAGAAAACUGCCUGGCGCUCAGUGAAGAGGAAUUGCAGACACGCUUACUGGAGGACGUCGACAUUGCUUUCGAUGAGCUCUCCAAUCAGAAUCACUACAAAAAGGAGGAAGAUCCGAAAUUCUUCAAGUCUGAGAAAACAGGACGCGGCCCACUCAUCGAGGGCUGGCGCAGUACGGAUGAGCCCAUUAUGUGUUCCUACAAGCUGGUGAAUGCCUCCUUCGAGGUUUGGGGUUUACAAACCAGAGUGGAAGACUUCAUACAACGUAGCAUACGCGAUGUGUUGUUGCUGGGUCACAGACAGGCAUUUACUUGGAUUGACGAGUGGUAUGGCAUGACGUUGGCCGAUGUGCGUGCGUUUGAAAGACAAAAGCAAGCCGAAACAAAUGAGAAAUUAAAAGGAACUGGCGAUAAUUGAGGGGUGUAUAAGGCAAGAAGUGUCUGCACUAAUGUGGUUUAGUUUCCUAAGAAAGCGCUUACAAACAAAAUAAAUUACUGUUAAUGAAGAGAGAGAGAAGGCAGAAGAAAGUGUAGAGAUUUAAGACGGUUAAUCUAAAAUGGAGUUAUCGCAAGAUAAUGCUAGUCCUUAGUAUAAAAUGUUAAACGGCAUAUGUUUGCCAAAUGAAGCUCGAAAGACAUAACACACACAUAAUUACUCAGGAAAUUUGAAAAAAAAUGUUCUAAAUUUUGAACAAACCGCAUUGAGAUUUUUUCCGUACAAAAUAUUGCUGAUAACUUCCAUUUUGACGCUGCGUAUUGCUUAUAAAUGCAAAUUGACUUUAAAUCGCUUAUAAAAUCAAAUAACAGUAUAGUAAACUACUGUAACACACACGCAUUUAAUAUCGCAAUAAUUUUUUCAACUUUCUUAAAACAUUAAUUUCGAAAGUGAAAAAAUGCUAUUUUUGAGUUAUUUUUACUCCUUAAAUUCAUAAAUUUAACUAACUGCACAGAGAUAUUUUCUCAUCGCUUUUUUUGUUUGAAUUCAAAAUUAAAAAAAAAUAUUUGUUACUUACUUUAAGCCUCAAACUUUAUUGAAAAACCAAAAUCUUAGUUAGUUUGAAUUGUACUAGCAGAAAAAUAUUUAUGAAAUAAAUACAUAUACAUAUGUUAUAUUUAGACAAAUCAAAAGCAUACAAAUACAUAGACAUAGUUUGAGAAAAAUGUAACAAAAUAUAAGUUUUAUUUCAAAAAAUAACACUCUAUAUAAGUUCAUUUCAAAACUUUAGAAUAUAAUUAAAACCAAAUGUUGUAGCUUUUCAUGAAUUCGUACAAGUAUUAAAUGAAAAAAAUAGCUAAUUUUCCUGAGAUAUAUAAAAUUAUAUUCUUUACAUUUUAUGUUGUUAAAACUACCUCAUGCCGUUACUUAAAGGGAUUAAAUGAAAAUGUUUCUUUCUGCUAAGCAAAUUUAUCUAAGGUUCUUACUCCAUUCGCUCUUAUUAUUGGUUCAAGAGAUUUUAGAGGGGACCCCCCCCCCCCCCUCUCCCCUUUCUCGAUUUAAAAUUUUGACGAUUUUCAAUGGGCUGGUAAAUGAACAUAAAUAAUUUUUUAGGGUUGUAACUUUGCAUACAUUUAUUUGAAGACUUAGAAAUGAAGAAAAAAAAUUAUAAUUUCGCACAAAAAUUAACAAAAUGAUGGACCUUUAAUUUUUUUUAUCGCGUUUUUUUCGGCCACAAAUCAAGUUGAAAAGUACAGAAGAUCUUCACCGAAUUAAUAGGUUUUGAGUAACCUCAUUCGCCAGUCAUAGAAACACUAUUUCGAGAAAAACGCGUUUAAAAUUUUGAGAAGCUCUCGGCGUCGCCUGACGCUUCCAUCAUAACUCGGCUAUACUUUCAAGAGUUUUUGAAAUUUUCACUGGAAAUUUUAAAGGAACAUUCUCGAUUCAAUCGAUUUUUUGAAACCGAGUGAAACCCUUGAGUAGAUUUGUGACAUAUAAACUUCAUCUAAAUCACUUUUGGUUAGAUUAUUGCAUACUUUUAGGCUAUAAGUGCAUAUUUUAUAGGUAAAAUAGAUUUUCAAAAUCCGAGAUAACGUCUUUUUGGAAUUCUUUACUGACGUGAAUAUAUCUCAAAUACUCAUGCUAUUUCAUAUUGUAUAAACAUAACAGCUAAUAUUUUUUAUUGCAUAGUUCUAGGAGACAUUAGCGUUUUUUAACAUAUUUAACAGCUUUGGCAAUACAUAUGCAACAUAAUGCCGAUAACAACAACAACAUUCGGAUUUACAAACUGUAUUUACGGUUUUACAGUGGUUACGGUUUUACCCCUGAGAGAGAUUUCCUAACACUAUUUGCGAAAUUUCGAUUAUUGCUGCAGUAUGACCUCACAUUAUGAUAACAUAUCCCCAAUAUACUAUAUUGCAAAUAUAUUGCAAAGCUCGACUAUAUUUUUCUGCAAAGCAAAAAUACUCAUAUACGAGGGCUGCUAUGUAUAUUUCUGGCCUAAUAAUGAAAAUAUGAAUAUUUAUCAAGUUUUUCAAAAUAUUCUCCAUCAAGAUUUAUACACUUUUGCAUGCGCUCAAACCAAUUUUCGAAGCACUUUUUUUAGCCUAUUUUUGAGCGAUUGACAAAUUGUGCGGGAUCCAACGAGAACAAACCUUUUUUACGGCCAGGUGUUCAUGCAGUAUCGGAUGUAUGCUGGUGGGAGAAAUGCAUAGGCAUGCCUCUAUCUGAAGGUAUGUUACAUGAUUGGUCUUGCAUUAUCAGUUCACGUACGGCAUCAAUGUUUUCUGGCACAACGGCUGUUUUUGGACGACCUUCACGGAAUUCGUCUUUGAGCGAGCGUCGGCCACGAUUGAAUUCAUUGUACCAGUUUUUCACAGUGCUAUAGGAUGGUGCUUCAUAGCCAUACAAAGAUUUUAGUUCAUCGAUGCACUCUUGUCGCGAUAAUCCACGUCGAUCGCACGAAAAUGUUCACGAGUUAAUUCCAUUUUUUUGGCCGAGAUGAAUUUUUUAAUUCCCUGUAAAUAAAACAAUUCACGAUUAAAUGACAAAACGUUCUGAGUGAUGUUAUGCUAAAAAAUGUCAAACUUUCCAAUGGAAAUGUCAGAUUGCACCUGGCAACACUUAGUGUUGCCUAGGCCAGAAAUAUAUAUAGCAGCCCUCGUAU
This is a messenger RNA of Zeugodacus cucurbitae (melon fly), 4288 nucleotides long. RefSeq names its product cytoplasmic phosphatidylinositol transfer protein 1 (gene rdgBbeta). Gene Ontology annotation, molecular function: phosphatidylinositol transfer activity; phosphatidylinositol binding. The transcript has 9 exons. The record is from RefSeq and is a predicted model, not a curated record. Lineage: Eukaryota; Metazoa; Arthropoda; Insecta; Diptera; Tephritidae. The coding region runs from base 829 to 1605 and encodes 258 amino acids. Gene Ontology annotation, cellular component: cytoplasm. Gene Ontology annotation, biological process: phospholipid transport.